Molecule: messenger RNA, 531 nt
Organism: Colletotrichum lupini
Lineage: Eukaryota; Fungi; Ascomycota; Sordariomycetes; Glomerellales; Glomerellaceae
Exons: 1
Coding region: 1-531 (176 amino acids)
Source: RefSeq, a predicted model, not a curated record
AUGGUACGGAGAUAUAGCUAUCCUCCACCGGUUCGGGGGAAUGAAAUUGUCAGCAGAUUAGCGUUUGUCACAUCCGCCGUCCGCCUUCUGAUGAUAUCUGACAGUACAAUCGCUCCGGAGAAGGCAUCCAAAAGCCGGCGCCGUAACAGUAAGCAAAAGCAGCCGUGCCCUCGCCGUCCGUCCGGCGGCGCAGCAAAGAGAAACGGCGGACUUCCAGAGACCAAGGUUCAAGAAAAAGUCGGGGGACCGCGAGGUCUUCGGCAGGUUUUUGGCCCCCAACCCCACCAAAAUUCCAGAGAAGAUAUCCGCCUUCUGUGUCACCGUGCCAUGGUUUACAAGUUCAUCCCCGCCCGUUGCGGACUUGAGGCGGGCCAAGACGCGGACAAUGGACGAAGAGCGAAAACGGGCGAGCAGCAGGGAUGCCGCUUCUCGGGGCCCGGGACAACGCCAUAUGCCCGCUCAUCUGCCCGUUCGAACCAGAGAGCGCAGAGGUGCAUUGGCGGGACUGCGCGUGCGUGGUGUCGCUUCUGA